AGAGAAAUAAGAUCAAAGUUGAGUGAAACAGUACAAAUACAAUACAAACAAUACAAUACGGUCUUAUCUUAUGUUAAUGCUAUUUCACGAUAGCUUAUGGUUGUGGAGUUGUUGUAAGGUGUCUUCACACUGUUAAUUUGGUCGUUGCUAAGCUACCAAUACUCAAAUGCAAUAUUCGUUAGCCACGCAUGCAUAUUCAUCAUUCUCUGUCUUGUCUUCCCUUUAAACGUGCCCCUCCUUCUUCCUCGCUCUCCUCUCUCUCACAUCACCUGUGACAUCUCUGUUUCUUUCUUUCUUCUUCUUCUUCUUCUUCUUCAUUUGGAUUCGUUGUGUAUCUGGGUAUGUCACGUGAUCUUCAAAGUUUGUUGCUUUUCGUUUUUUCAUGUUUGCCCUUUUAAUUUCCCAGACUCUUCUGCAUCCCCAUUGCGAUUGUUAUCUCUUUUUGGCCCGUUUACUCUAUUGGGUCGGAAACAUUGAUUCAGGGGAAGAUCUCGAAAUGUUGGAAAAUUUCUAUUUUUUUUUUUCGUCUGAUGAAUAUAAUCUUUCAAUUUGUUAUGGCAAAGAAGACGUUUUUAGCUAUCAAUGAAAGUUUUUUUUUUUUUUUUUCUGAGAACUGUUAUUUUGGGUUGAAAGUGAAACUUUACUCUUCUUUGAAUGGAGAGGGAGAAAGAGAGUUGGAUCUGAUUGAGACGCUCAGAGAGUUUUUCUCUCUGUUCUUUUGUGCAAAAAAAGAAAGACUCCAUUUUUUUAUUUUUAUCUUUUUGCAGCAAAAGUAUUUUAUUUUAUUUUUUCUGAUUGGAAUUUGCUGUGAAGGGUGGAUUUUUCAUUUUCUGGUGUAGGUCAAUUUUCGGCCAAUUGUGUGUUUUUACCUCUUCCUCUUGGUGUCGGUAAAAUCCAAUACACGCAGCUCUGUUUUCGUGUUCUUGGGGUGCUUAUGUGUUUUAUCAUGUAAUGCUUGUUUCGGAAAUCGCUUAGGUUGGUGUUGUUUAUUGCUAUUUUAUGUGGAGGUUUGUCUGGUGUAGAUAACGAGUGUAGAUUGAGCAACCUAUGGAACCACUUGCUAUCAUUGCCAAUAUUCUAAGCAUGUUUCUCGAAUUCACAUCAAGCAGUCAUAUGAUGAAGACUGAAUAAGAGAUUCAAUUUUCUAUGAAGUCAAUCAAAUCAUGGAGGUGGCUGAUGAGAAAAAAGAGUGUCUUGCCUGAUGGGAAAAUCAAGUUUGAAGAUGAAACAGCUGCCUUUUAUGGCAGUUGCGUGUACAGUAAUGUUGUUUGUUUUGUAUAGGACUAUAAAGUAUCAAUAUUACCAAGAAGAGAUAGACAAAAAGUGGAGUACCCGGGGAGAAGAAAAGGCAUAUCCUGCAACUUCUGUGAAGUUGAAAGGCUUGCCACAAGGUAUAAUACACGCUACUUCAGAUUUCGAGUUAAGGCCUUUAUGGUUGCCAAGUAGUUCAAGGUCUAAGGAUAGUGUGUACUCCAAUCGUAACUUGCUGGCAGUUCCAGUUGGUAUUAAACAAAAGCAUAAUGUAGAUGCCAUGGUGCAAAAGUUUCUUACAGGAAAUUUUACAAUUAUUUUAUUCCAUUAUGAUGGAAAGGUGGAUGAAUGGGGAGACCUUAGUUGGAGUAGCAAGGCCAUACACAUAGCUGCUCAAAGCCAAACAAAGUGGUGGUUUGCAAAAAGAUUUCUACAUCCAGAUAUAGUUUCUAUUUAUGAUUAUAUCUUUCUCUGGGAUGAGGAUUUAGGGGUGGAGUAUUUUUCUCCGUCAAGAUACAUUGAAAUUGUAAAGGAAGAAGGAUUGGAGAUAUCUCAACCAGCUCUUGACCCAAACUCAACAGAGAUACAUCAUAGAAUUACAGUUAGAGCUAGGACCAAGAAAGUUCAUAGGAGAGUCUAUGAACUCAGAGGCAAUACUAGGUGUUCAGAUGCAAGUCAAGGGCCGCCAUGCACUGGGUUUGUGGAAGGUAUGGCUCCCGUUUUUUCUCGAUCUGCCUGGUAUUGUACUUGGCAUCUUAUACAGAAUGACCUUGUCCAUGGAUGGGGAAUGGAUAUGAAACUUGGAUAUUGUGCACAGGGAGAUCGCACUCAAAAUGUGGGAGUUGUUGAUAGUGAAUACGUUGUUCACAAGGGAAUACAAACUCUAGGUGGUAGCGAUCAUGAUACAACUAAAAGACAUGGUUCAGCAGCCUUUGAUGAACGAACUGAGAUAAGAAGGCAAUCAACAUGGGAACAUCAAAUCUUCAAAGAACGCUGGAAUCAAGCUAUUGCUGAGGACAGAAGCUGGGUUGAUCCUUUUAACAGUGAUCAAAGACGAAUAAGACGAAGGCACAACAGCCAACGGUUUUAACUAACCUGGUUUCAUAUGUUAUUAGCCCUGCUUCAUUCAUAUAAGCCAUUAGUCAUAUUUAUAGGCAUAUAAUUUCGUUCUUUUUUUAAUGUAGCUGAGUGAAUUCUCAAUUCAUUCAAUUUUGAAAGCUCACAUAUUUCUUUAUAUUCUUUUGUUCUUUCCUUUUGUCCGGAUUUUGUUCCUUGUCUUUUUUCCUCUAUACGAGUCCUCCAAUUUUGAUGUAAUUAUCAUAUAUGCAGCCUUAGUAUUACCAUUAGAGCUAAAUGAGCUUUCCAUUUUCUUAUUGUGCUUUUGGUUUUGGUGGUCUAUGUGUUAGUAUUUGGGUGUCCUAGAGACAAUCUUAUGAUUAAAUAAGGAUAGAGAUGUAGACCUUUUUAAUAU
Messenger RNA from Gastrolobium bilobum, 2722 nucleotides. RefSeq lists its product as uncharacterized. The transcript is spliced from 15 exons. Bases 1202 to 2341 code for a protein of 379 amino acids. Lineage: Eukaryota; Viridiplantae; Streptophyta; Magnoliopsida; Fabales; Fabaceae. The record is from RefSeq and is a predicted model, not a curated record.